AUAAGCGCAACCCCAUUUUGUAGUGGUGAAAUACCGAAAAGAACCAAAUUAGGCUAAAUGUCAUGUUUACUUUUCAAUUUUCAUUUCUCGGAGUCUGAGCCGUGGUUUCAGAAGGUAAUAGGAUAUAGCGAGAGAGAGAGAGAGAUAAUAUAAGAAAACCCUAUAUAGGAUUUAGGCAGAAUUUUAAACCUAUUUAAGAUAAAUAUAUGUGAUUAUUUUUAACAUGUUUGCUCCACGUUCCCUUUUAUGAUUUUUCCUCAGUACGAUACUGGUGCCAGUGCCGGUGGGCACAAUAUGGCUGCUGGGUCCCUUUUCAUUUUGGCCACAAAAAUGUUACAUCUGAAGCUGAUGUUCAGUUUUGUGUGUGUGCUAUCCAAGUGUCUGUAACUCUCUAACUCACUGACUGUGGGGUUUAGAGGCUAUGGAUAUGGAUUGGGGUCCAGAGGCUGUGGAUUGGGGUUUAGAGGCUAUAGAUUGGGAUUUGGGGUCCAUAGGCUAUAGAUUGGGUUUGGGGUCCAGAGGCUAUGGAUUGGGAUUGGGGUCCAUAAGCUAUGGACUGGGGUUCAGAGGCUAUGGAUUGGGGUCCAGAGGCUAUGGACUUUAGAGGUCAUGGAUUGGGGUUUAGAGGCUAUGGACUGGACUUAAGAUGCUAUGGAUUGGGGUCCAGAGGCUAUGGAUUGGGAUUGGGGUCCAGAGGCUAUGGACUGGGCUUUAGAGGCUAUGAACUGGGCUUUAGAGGCUAUGGAUUGGGGUCCAGAGGCUAUGGAUUGGGAUUGGGGUCCAGAGGCUAUGGACUGGGCUUUAAAGGCUAUGGACUGGGCUUUAAAGGCUAUGGACUGGGCUUUAGAGGCUAUGGACCUGGCUUUAGAGGCUAUGGACCUGGCUUUAGAGGCUAUGGACCUGGCUUUAGAGGCUAUGGACUGGGCUUUAGAGGCUAUGGAUUGGGGUCCAGAAGCUAUGGAUUGGGAUUGGGGUCCAGAGGCUAUGGACUGGGGUUUAGACGCUAUGGACUGGGGUUUAGACGCUAUGGACUGGGGUUUAGAUGCUAUGGACUGGGGUUUAGACGCUAUGGACUGGGGUUUAGACGCUAUGGACUGGGGUUUAGACGCUAUGGACUGGGGUUUAGACGCUAUGGACUGGGGUUUAGACGCUAUGGACUGGGGUUUAGACGCUAUGGACUGGGGUUUAGACGCUAUGGACUGGGGUUUAGACGCUAUGGACUGGGGUUUAGACGCUAUGGAUUGGGGUUCAGAUGCUAUGGACUGGUGUUUAGACGCUAUGGACUGGGGUUUAGACGCUAUGGACUGGGGUUUAGACGCUAUGGACUGGGGUUUAGACGCUAUGGACUGGGGUUUAGACGCUAUGGACUGGGGUUUAGACGCUAUGGACUGGGGUUUAGACGCUAUGGACUGGGGUUUAGACGCUAUGGAUUGGGGUUCAGAUGCUAUGGACUGGUGUUUAGACGCUAUGGACUGGGGUUUAGACGCUAUGGACUGGGGUUUAGACGCUAUGGAUUGGGGUUUAGAGGCUAUGGACUGGGGUUCAGAUGCUAUGGACUGGGGUUUAGACGCUAUGGAUUGGGGUUUAGAGGCUAUGGACUGGGGUUUAGACGCUAUGGAUUGGGGUUUAGAGGCUAUGGACUGGGGUUUAGACGCUAUGGAUUGGGGUUUAGAGGCUAUGGACUGGGGUUUAGACGCUAUGGACUGGGGUUUAGACACUAUGGAUUGGGGUUCAGAUGCUAUGGAUUAGCCCAAGGACAAGACAAGGCACUUCUUUGAAUGACUGAUGUUAAUUUUGUUGUUUUGCCCUACAUUUUCCUGUGCAGGCCCAGACUGGGAUUCAAAAUAGGCCCUGGCAUUUUAAGCACUCGAGGGCCCAAACAGCCCCCCCAGCCGCCCAAUAAAUAGUGAGCUAUCUCUCAGCAUCAUACAAACAACCCCUUUAAAGCAUUGCAUUUUUUUUAGGCUUAUUCCCAGGACAAAUAUGCUGUAUUAACCCCUCACCCCCCAGCUGUGCAGUUACUUGCAGCCCCAUAGAUGUAUUAAAAGACAAAUCUGAUCCCUUGGCUUCCUGAUUUGUGCAGGUUGCAUUAAUGGGGCACAUGUCCUGUAGGCUUAUGUACAAGAGAUGUGUGGGUAUAUAGUGAAUUAUGUACCCCCUAUUGUAACAUAUAGGGAUAUUAUAAGCCCCAGAGGAGUUCCUUAUAAUAUAUAGUGAAUA
Xenopus tropicalis (tropical clawed frog) is the source of this 2220-nucleotide messenger RNA. RefSeq lists its product as uncharacterized. Bases 652 to 1749 code for a protein of 365 amino acids. The record is from RefSeq and is a predicted model, not a curated record. NCBI's taxonomy places the organism in Eukaryota, Metazoa, Chordata, Amphibia, Anura, Pipidae. The transcript is spliced from 2 exons.